AUGAGGCGGCCGCGCAUCGGCAGGGUGCUGCUGGACUGCUUCUCCUUGUCCCUGUGCACGAGCACCUGCGUCUGCGUCCGCGCGCUGGAGGACGACGACGAGGAGGCCGUCCAGAGGGCGGCGCUGGUGACGGCGAGCGACCACCACCAGCAGCGGCACCGGCAGCUGCGGCUCAAGGACAUCGUCGAUGGGGCAGGGACGCUCGGCUUCCAUCUGCAACCCAAGACGGUGGAGCUGAGGGUGUCCAUGCACUGCAACGGCUGCGCCAGGAAGGUCCACAAGCACAUCUCCAAGAUGGAAGGCGUGACAUGGUUCGAGGUGGAUCUAGAGAGCAAGAAGGUGGUGGUGAAGGGGGACGUGACGCCGUUGGAGGUGCUGCAGAGCGUCUCCAAGGUCAUGUUCGCGCAGCUGUGGAUGGCCGGCCCCGGCCCCCAUUGUAGCUAG
Messenger RNA from Miscanthus lutarioriparius, 444 nucleotides. The record is from the annotation of a GenBank genome assembly. Lineage: Eukaryota; Viridiplantae; Streptophyta; Magnoliopsida; Poales; Poaceae.